Molecule: messenger RNA, 993 nt
Organism: Tripterygium wilfordii
Lineage: Eukaryota; Viridiplantae; Streptophyta; Magnoliopsida; Celastrales; Celastraceae
Product: cytochrome c1-like
Exons: 2
Coding region: 146-658 (170 amino acids)
Source: RefSeq, a predicted model, not a curated record
AAUUUAAUUUGUUGAGGUGUCUACUAAUCCACUAUAAAUACCUCUCUCACAUUCACCAUCUCCUCACUUCAAUCCCUUUUCAUCUCUGCAAUUCAUCUUUAAUUUCUUUUCUAAACCACUCCUUUUUUACUCUUUUAAUUCCCAAAUGGCCUCUGUUGCGGUUGAGUCAGCUCCAACAACUUUGCCAGCUGAGACAAAAGAAGUGACCAACACUGAAGAGAUCAAGCAAACAAUAACCCAAGAAGAGCCAGAGGUUGCAGCACAACCAGCUGCAGCAGAGCCAGUGGUUGAUGAGCCAAAAGAGGGAGCAAAACCAACCGUGGAGGAAGCCGCGGCCACUGAUGCCCCAGCUGUGGAGGAACCCGCAGCCACCGAUGCCCCAGCUGUAGAGAAACCCGUAGACACCGAUGCCCCAGCUGCGGAGGAACCCGCAGCAGCCGCUGGCCCUGAAGCUGAGGCUCCAGCUGGUGAUGCAGUUGAUGAGGAAGAGAAAAAGCCAGUGGUAGAGGAACCAACCACAGAAGACCUGGCACCUGUGGUGGCAGAUGUGGUGGCCCCGGCCGAAGCAGCAGAGGAGAAACCAGUUGAUGAGGAAGAGAAGAAGCCAGUGGAAGACGAACCAAGCACAGAAGUUGCUGUUGAGAAGACUGAGGAAUAGAGGGUUCUUGUUUUGCAUGUCAAAGUUGGCAAGUUUUUAUUAUUAUUACAUUUUUUGUUGAUUUAAUAUGGUGUUUUUGUUUAUUUGAGGGUGUUUGGAUGAUAUUUGGACUAGUAGAUUAAAAUAAUAUUAGGCAACUACUUGGAUCCACAUCAGCACGCUUGCAAAGUGGCUAGUAUUCAAUGGUGGGGGAGAUGUAUAUGCAUGACAUGAGAGGAUAGUCAUGACCAAGUUGCUGCAUUGUGGAUUAAAAAUAUUGAGUUUGAUGUUGGUGUGAUAAUUAUGUAUUCUCUCUAGUUUGAAUGUAUUAAUAUAUAUCGAUAUUUUUCACUUAA